Colletotrichum truncatum is the source of this 555-nucleotide messenger RNA. RefSeq lists its product as uncharacterized. Lineage: Eukaryota; Fungi; Ascomycota; Sordariomycetes; Glomerellales; Glomerellaceae. The record is from RefSeq and is a predicted model, not a curated record.
AUGGCCCAGUCUCUGAACGAAGGCUUCACCCGGCUUGCCACCGAAUUAUCCGGCAACUCUCACGACAAACCUCUUCGAGCCUGCUUGUACGAACGAAUGUUAAUCCUUCUGGAAGAACUUUCUAUCGGUUCAGUUAGGGAUUUAGAAGAUUGGGUCGUCGACCGUGUAACCUUCAUAACCAGCCUCAACAGACCUGGUCACAUUUACAAGGGCAAGAAGGAAGUUAUCAAAUACUUUGAUGACUUCCCGGACGAUCAACGUUCGGAAACCCAUUUCGAAGGCCUCCCAAUCCUAGUCAUUGUCGACCGCGGUCGAAUUACAUGCCACAUGGAGCGGAUGUACUGCGCAAAUGUCGAGACCAACAAGUUUGAGAAAGAAACUUUCCUACUCGUAUUUGAUCUAAAUGCCAACAAUUAUAUCGAACGCAUCGAGUAUCGUCUACUACAAUCCAAGAAGGUGUCUAUUGUAGGACUCAACGAAACGGAGGUUCUGCGGGAUUUUGAGGCUGAGGCAAAGAAGAGAGCCGCCGCCGUCGAUCAUUCGCUCUCUUUCUAA